Molecule: messenger RNA, 684 nt
Organism: Aedes albopictus (Asian tiger mosquito)
Lineage: Eukaryota; Metazoa; Arthropoda; Insecta; Diptera; Culicidae
Exons: 2
Biological process (GO): germ-line stem cell division
Source: RefSeq, a predicted model, not a curated record
GGCCAGCUUCGCCGGCCCCAAAAGCUGCGGAAGAACUCUUUCGGAAUUUAUUAGCGAUUUUGUGUGAUUUCAUUACAUUUAUCAAUUCUUCACCCGGCUCGAUAGGUUUGACCGGGAUCAGUCAUGUCGAUUGAAGAACGAGAUAACGACGAUCUGAUCCGGAUCACCCACUACAUCAAUCCGCACAACUUCUGGUUCAAGCACGAGUCGGCCUAUCUGUACAAUGCGGACGAGCAAGAGUUCCAGCUGGAGCUGAUAGAAUUCUGCGAGAACACAUUCGGCCGGGGCAACAUCACAUCCGGUGUGUACAAGCCGACCCAGAUAGGCGAGUUGGUGGCCGUGUUCUACUUCCAGUUGGGCCGCUGGACACGUGCCAAGAUCGAUGAAAUUCAACAGGAUCUGAGCGGGGAGGUGAUGUGCAAUGUUUGGGCCAUCGACGAAGGGGUCCCCAUCAAGACCAGCUGCCGGUACAUCAAACCGUUACCGGCGCGGUUCGGCAAGAUGCCCAGCACCGUCAAGCAUGGCGGGCUGAAGGGGAUACUGCCUGCGGAAUCGAGUUACAAUUAUCUGGAGGGCCGAUCCGUUCACAAAAUGGUCGAAGCGUGGUGUUCAGGCGUGGUCCGAGUUUUUCAGAGUCUAAUCGAAGAUGCCGUAUCGAUAAAGUUUUGUGACCAACGGCACUAU